AUGAAAUUAGUCAGGAGUCAUACUAUCGCAACUGUUCUCAGUCUUCAAACUCUUUCGACUUGUAUUAUUUUCACUCUUGGUCAAUAUAUUUAUACAUUCUAUUUACAAAUCUAUACGCCUUUAUUGCAUUCAACUUUUCGAAAUGUAACCGCAAUAACGACAUCAACAUCGUUAAACAAACACCAUUCGUUAGAGAAAUGUGCGAAAGUUGGCCGAUCACAAGAUGAUGUUGCUCAAGCAUGGGCACAGCAACGAUCGGCUGAUCUAUUCUUUUGGAUCAAUGUCUGGAGUUGUUUUCCAAUUAUCAUCAUGACAUACAUUCUUGGAUUGUAUACCCCCAAGUUAGGUCGACGGUUUAUCCUCAUUCUACCGAUGAUAGGCAUAGCCAUUCAAGUCACUAUCUGGUUAGCAAUUAUUUAUUUUCAUUUACCUGAACAUUGGUGGUAUAUAGCUGCAUUUAUUGUCGGUCUAUCUGGCUCGGAUAAUGUUCGAAAUUUUGUAUUGAAUUUAUUUAUUACGGAAAAUACGAUCGAAACUGAACGUUCAUCUCGUUUUGUUAUUUUUGGUGCCAUAUCUAUGGUUGUCUCAGCCAUUGGUACAUUUGUUAUUGGUUAUUAUAUAGCAUGGCAAGGCUUUACAAAUUUAUACUGGAUUGCACUAUUUUUACAAUUGAUUUCGAUUUUUAUUGUUUUAUUUUUUUUCAAAUCGGACACACAUCAUUAUAGAUACUUAGCAAAUUCAGAUCAGUCGGAUUUACUUCUGCAAUCAGCGAGUCGGCCAACAAAUUGUCAGUUUUAUUUUCAUAUUUGUCAAAUUUUGACCAGGAGAAAUCGAUCGCGAAAGAAAUAUUUCAGUCUACUGUUGACACUGGUUGUAUAUGCGUUAUUUUCAUUUCUAUGCACGGCAUUUAGUGUUCUUCUUCUUUAUCUGCUCAAUGCACCGUUUUGUUGGACAUCGAAACACGUUGGAAACUUUUCAGCAACUGCCUUAAUCAUAUUCGGAAUCUUCAGCGUUGCCGGAAUGAAAUUGUUAACAAAAUUUGGUGCUUGUGACAUUGUCAUUUGUAUUAUUAGUCAUAUUUUCCUUUGUCUAACAUUACUUUGGUUCGCAUUUGCAGAAAAUGAUUUGCAAAUGUAUAUUGGUUUAUUAUUCAGUUCAUUGUCUGGUUAUCCGAACUUCUUAACUCUGUCGAUGGUGUCGAAAUGGUUGGAAUCACACGAACGAACAAGUGCAUUUACGUUAACUACAGAAAUCAAUACAAUUAUGAAAGUGACAGGAUACUGUUUUUUCAACUGGAUCUAUGCACGAACGGUAAUCCACUAUAAAAAUUUUACAUUUUUACUUGCUGCCGGUUUGACAAUCAUUCCUCUGCUUUUGAAUAUAUGCUUAUGGUAUAUUUCACGAACGAUGUCGGAUGAACCGACGAAUCCUGUCGAGGAGAUUGAUUUAAAACCUGGUAUUCUCUCCGUGCCUACUGAAUGGUCAGCACCAAUUGUAAAUGCAAAUUCAUUUCUUAUCUCGCAGCAAUUGUCUAAUCUAUCGCGAACGAAUUCGAUGUCAUCGACCAUGUUUCUUGGCUCAUAUCUUUCUGGUCUUGUUCCACUGGCGUUCACAUUGUCUGAAACCAAGAUGCGUUAUGUUACUGUACUCGGCGCUGGCCUUCUGGUUGGCACCGCAUUGGCUGUUAUCGUUCCCGAAGGCGUUCACGCACUUUAUAUGAGUGAAUUAGAAACGAAUCAAAUGCAGACACAACAUGAGUUUCAAACUAAUCAUAAAAUCAUCGGUCGACAUCUAAAUCAGCUGGAUCGGGAAGGCAAGGAAGAAAACAAAGGUGUUAAAGACGAUUUUCUACCUCCUGCUCAUCAACACACAGCCGAUCGACCAAGAGAAUUAGGAUCAGAACUGGAUCAUAAACAUAGCGACACGACACAUUCAGCUAUUGGUGUAACACUGAUACUUGGUUUUGUGUUUAUGCUUGUUAUUGAUAACUGUGGUUCGAGAAUUAUUCGACAUCAUGGAACUCAAAUAAAUGAUUCGCCGAGCGCCAUGAGUAUGUCUAAAGCCAAGUCGACAUGGACAGCUACGUUAGGUCUAGUUGUGCACGCAGCUGCUGAUGGCAUAGCUCUGGGUGCAGCAUCAGCGACAAGUCGAUUCAAUGUUGAAUUGAUUGUUUUCAUGGCAAUUAUGUUACAUAAAGCGCCAGCCGCUUUCGGGCUAGUCUCGUUUUUAAUGUCUGAUGGUGUCGACCGCAAACGUAUUCGACGUCACCUAUUGAUCUUUUCCUUAGCCGCUCCAUUGAUGGCUAUAUUUACUUUUGUUCUGUUGAAAAGUAAAGCGCAUGACACUUAUUCCGUUGACUCGACAGGUUUGGCUAUGUUAUUCAGCGCCGGAACAUUCCUAUUCGUUGCGACUGUGCAUGUUUUACCUGAAGUACAAUCUCAUUAUGACAACCGACAAUUUCGCGCUGUCGAACUUCUCAUUCUUAUUAUUGGCUGUUGUUUUCCCAUUAUUCUCUCGAUGGGACACAAACAUUAA
This is a messenger RNA of Adineta ricciae, 2535 nucleotides long. Lineage: Eukaryota; Metazoa; Rotifera; Eurotatoria; Adinetida; Adinetidae. The record is from the annotation of a GenBank genome assembly.